CAGUAUGCUAUGUAUUUAUAGACUGGCUGAUAAGUAUUUCACUGCAUGAUGUACAUACAGUCCUGGACACACACUGGAAGGGGAGCAAAGUGCAUUAUGUAAAGUAUAGAGGGUACGUUGUCUGUUGGAUACUCCUUCCUUGGAGUUCGGCAGCUGAGAAUCAUGGAUGAAGCAGCCUUUUCCCUGGGGAUCGCGGAUAUUUCCUACCUGCCUAAUCUGGGUGAUUAUACAAGUGGAAGGUGGAAGAACAGCACAGAAGAAUGGGGUGAGCACAUUUCCAGUCCUGCCGUAUUCCGAUCCGCGACGCUGAACUGGAAAGAGACUUUGAUGAACAGAAAGCGUCCGUUUGUGGGCCGGUGUUGCUAUGUCUGCAGUCCUGUAAGCCGGGAAAAGUUUUACAACCCCAGCAUCCCAUCUUUGGGUCUGCGUAACGUUAUCUACAUAAAUGAAACGCACACAAGGCACCGCGGCUGGCUCGCUCGUCGCCUUUGUUAUGUACUUUUUGUACAGGAACGAGAUGUAAACAAGAGCAUGUUCUGUAGUAACAUGGCCGAAACGGUGCUGAAUCAAACCAGAGUCCAAAAAGCCAUAGAAGACGUUGCCUCUGAGAUGAGUUCUUCAGGGAAGCCUGAUCCAAAGUCUGUUAGCAAAGUAAAGAGGAAAGCCAAGAAAAUUUUGCAAGAAAUGGUUGCAUCCAUCUCUCCUGCAAUGAUAAGGCUGACCGGGUGGGUUCUCUUAAAACUAUUCAACAGUUUCUUCUGGAACAUUCAGGUUCAUAAAGGCCAGCUGGAGAUGGUGAAAAAAGCAUCUUCAGAGAUGAACACCCCGCUUGUUUUCUUGCCUGUCCACAAGUCUCACAUUGACUACCUGCUCCUCACCUUCGUCUUGUUCUGCCACAAUAUCAAAGCUCCGCACAUUGCCGCAGGGAACAACCUCAACAUCCCCAUCUUCAGCACUUUAAUUCACUUACUGGGAGGAUUUUUCAUAAGGCGCAAGCUUGAUGAGACCCGAGAUGGGAAGAAAGACAUCCUGUAUAGGUCUUUGCUGCAAGGGUACAUUGAAGAAUUGCUGAAUAAGCAUCAGUUUCUGGAGAUCUUCUUGGAAGGAACUCGAUCACGCAGUGGAAAGACCUCCUGCGGCCGAGCUGGUCUACUUUCGGUCAUCGUAGAUACUGUCUGUAAUGGCUCUACCCCUGACGUUCUCAUCAUACCAGUAGGAGUCUCGUAUGACCGAAUCAUCGAGGGACAUUAUAAUGGAGAGCAGCUGGGCAAACCUAAGAAAGAUGAAAGCUUGUGGAGCAUCGCUAGAGGAGUUUUUCGAAUGCUGAGAAAGAACUAUGGCUGCGUCCGUGUUGAUUUUGCACAACCUUUUUCCUUAAAGGAAUAUCUAGAGAAUCAACGGCAAAAACCUUUGUCAGGGCUGCAGCGAUUAGAACAAACUCUGUUACCAGCCAUACUUUCCGACAGACCAAUUGAUGCUGUAAGUGAAAAUGAAGUGGUUGCUCUUCCUGACCAAAGGAACUCUGCAAACGACCCUCUCAGGAGACAGAUGAUUACAGACCUGGCCAAUCAUGUGCUUUAUACUGCUGAGAAGUGCUGUGCUGUGAUGUCAACUCAUAUUGUUGCCUGCUUGUUAUUGUAUCGCUAUCGGAAGGGGGUUACUCUUUCGGUUUUGGUGGAAGAUUUUUUCUCCAUGAAAGAGGAGGUAUUGUCCAGGGACUUUGACCUGGGUUUUUCAGGCAGUUCUGAAGAUGUGGUUAUGCAUGCCAUCCACCUUCUGGCUAAUUCGGUGAACAUCAGCCACACUGCCCACGGCAAUGAGUUCUUCAUUGCGCCCAACACUGGCAUUCCCGCUGUGUUUGAGUUAAAUUUUUAUAGUAACGGAGUCCUGCAUGUUUACAUCAUGGAAGCGAUUGUUGCCUGCGCACUGCAUGUUGAACUUCGCAGGAAAAAUCUGGAAGGUUCACCUGAUGCCUCCAGCUUUGCUGUCAGUCAGGAGAGACUCAUCCGUACAGCAGCCAACUUGUGCUAUCUCCUAUCUAACGAAGUUAUCCUAGCUCUGCCUUGUCAGAUGUAUUAUCAAGUUUGUCAUGAGGCUGUGCAGCGGUUAAUCACAUGUGGAAUCAUCCUGGUUGCAGAGGAAGACCAGGAGGACGGAAGCCCCAAUUCUGCUGAGAACGCGUGGGAAAACAAGCUUCCUAAUCACCUGCCUUGGAGGAAUGAAGAUGAGGAUGAAGACAGUGAUUUUGGAGAGGAGCAAAGAGAUCGAUAUUUAAAGGUGAGCUCAUUGCCAGAACACCAGCAAUUUGUUAUGUUCCUGCGGAGGCUCCUAGGUCCAAUUCUUGAGGCUUACAGCUCUGCCGCUUCCUUUAUUCACAAUUUUGAGGGUCCGGUUUCGGAGAAACAAUACACGCAGAGUCUGCACAGAUAUUUAAUCGCCAGGACCGAGAAAUCUGUUGCUGUGUAUGCGGAAAGCGCCACGCUGUGUCUUGCUAAAAACGCUGUGAAAAUCUUUGUGGAUCUUGGGGUUUUCCAAGUCCAUAAAGAAAGCAGAGAUUCUCUGUUGGACUUAAGCAGCACAUUCCUACCUCAAGGCAACCGGUACAAGCUCUUAGAAUACAUCAUGAGCUUCAUGGAGCUGUAGGUUAGCGCAGCUGGUCUGGUACUGGGAACCUGCUGUGAAAAUCCAUUGAUGAACACCAUGCACUGACAGACAAGUGCCUUGCCGCCAGAUUCAUCCACCCUCCUGCCUGUAGCGGCUGCAGAAUGGAAGUGAAAUGACUUGUGCAACAUGCAAAAAAAAAAAUCCUGAAAGGACCACCAGCGUUCCUGACCCAACAGACCCGUAUCAACUAGUUUAUUUUUCUUUAAAUCACUAUUUAUGUACCGGCGACCCGUGUCUCUUAUGUUAUACCUGGAAGCAGUAACAACGUA
Messenger RNA from Pelobates fuscus (common spadefoot toad), 2933 nucleotides. RefSeq names its product glycerol-3-phosphate acyltransferase, mitochondrial (gene GPAM). Gene Ontology annotation, molecular function: glycerol-3-phosphate O-acyltransferase activity. The transcript is spliced from 21 exons. Gene Ontology annotation, biological process: glycerol-3-phosphate metabolic process; fatty acid metabolic process; triglyceride biosynthetic process. Gene Ontology annotation, cellular component: mitochondrial membrane; plasma membrane. The record is from RefSeq and is a predicted model, not a curated record. NCBI's taxonomy places the organism in Eukaryota, Metazoa, Chordata, Amphibia, Anura, Pelobatidae. The coding region runs from base 163 to 2643 and encodes 826 amino acids.